Rana temporaria (common frog) is the source of this 766-nucleotide messenger RNA. RefSeq lists its product as uncharacterized. The coding region runs from base 24 to 746 and encodes 240 amino acids. Lineage: Eukaryota; Metazoa; Chordata; Amphibia; Anura; Ranidae. The record is from RefSeq and is a predicted model, not a curated record. The transcript has a single exon.
CCCUGCCACUUUCCAAAAGGCUGAUGGAGAAAACUGUGGGGGACAUGAUCUUGAUUGAGGUGUUGGUGUACCUGGAUGACAUCAUUGUGUUUGGAAGAACACUGGAAGAUCAUGAACAAAGGUUGGAGAAGGUGCUGAAACGGCUUCAUGAAGAAGGCCUCAAGCUUUCCAGAGAGAAGUGUCAGUUCUAUCAGCCAUCAGUUCACUACCUUGGCCAUAUUGUCUCUGCAGAGGGGAUAUCAACAGACCCAGAGAAGUUGGAAGCAGUCACCUCAUGGCCUAGGCCCACCAAUGUGACAUAUCUACUGUCAUUCCUGGGAUUCUGCUCCUAUAAUAGGAGGUUUGUGGAGAGGUUCGCAAAAAUUGACAAGCCUCUCAACGAAUUGUUAAAGACGGAAGACGAGGAUGAUAUCCCUGGGUCGGAAAGGCCGGUGAAAAUAAAUUCGGGACCCUGGAAAUCCAAAGAGUCCAUCUGUGACCAAUGGGAUCCCAAGUGUGAAGAGGCAUUUCUUCAGCUCAAAAAGAAUCUAACUACUGCACCCGUGCUGGCCUAUGCAGAUACCACCAAACCCUAUGAGAUGCACGUGGAUGCCAGUAGAGAAGGAUUAGGAGGGGUGUUAUACCAAGAACACGAUGGUCACCUACGCCCGGUAGCUUAUGUAAGCAGGAGUUUGACUUCUUCUGAAAAUAAUUAUCCCACCCACAAGCUCGAAUUCCUGUCAUUGAAGUGGGCGGUGGUCGAUUAAACUCAAAGACUAUUUAUAUG